AUGCCCUAUCAACAGCAACAGCAACAACAAAGUACUUCCAAAUAUUACAUGGAUGCUGAUGAUCAAGGCGUUAUUAAUGCCGUUAUGUCAGUUCUGUCCUCUCCACCAGAACAGCCUGUCGUUGCGAAUCAGUAUUCUAAUGCAUUGACAGCAGCUGACUCUGAAAUUGAAGCAUAUGCGAAAUUAUCAGGCAAAGACUGGACAUACUACGUUAAAGAUUUGAACGUUGUCAUAGGUAGAAACACAGACAAUGUCAACCUAUUACCUGCUGAAUUUACUGUGAACCCUAGUAUUCAUAUCGAUUUGGGUCCCACGAAAGUGGUUUCAAGAAAACAUGCCGUCAUUAAAUUUAAUAUUGACACAGCAAAGUGGGAAUUAUUUGUCUUGGGACGUAACGGUGCCAAAGUCGAUUUUAUGAGAGUAAAAUCAGGGCCAGAUGUCCCACCUUAUCCACUUGUUUCUGGCUCUAUAAUAGAUAUUGGCGGUGUUCAAAUGAUCUUUGUUCUCCCUGAUCAGCCGCCUACAUUUGCUGAAAGUUCGAUAGAACAUCUAGUUCCACGUUUGAUCGAUUCUUAUGGAGUCAGAGGGAAUAACAACUCAAAGUUACGUGAUCUUAUUCAAACUUCAAAUUAUAUGAAGACUUAUGUCGCGGAUAAGAUAACACCAGGAUUGUUUAAUAAUAAUGAACCCAAUUCGAUGGAUUCCGGUAAAAUUACAGAAUCUGAAACUGCUUCUCCGCAGGUGCGAGAUCCUGGUAUGAGUAUUGGUACACCGCCAACAUCUUCACCAAAGAAAGUAAGUAAAGCUUUAGGGAAAGGGAAAGGGAAAAGGGAUAAACCCCCUCAGUCUUAUGCUACAAUGAUUGCGGAGGCUAUCUUAUCAACGGAGGAGGGAAUAAUUACCCUUGCAUCCAUUUAUGAAUACAUUACGACACAUUACCCAUGGUAUUUGACCACUAAGACGGGUUGGCAGAAUUCGGUAAGACAUAAUCUAUCAUUAAACACAGCAUUUGAAAAAGUUCCGAAAAGAAUUAAUGAGCCAGGUAAAGGUAUGUAUUGGAGAAUAAGCAAACAAUACAAGGAUGAUUUUAUGAAAAGGUGGGAAGAGAAUAGGAUACAUUCUACGAAACGUGGAAGUGCCGUGGAUAGAAUUUUACAAUUGCAUCUUUCUAAGCAUCAGAGAUUACCUGAACAAAAACCCUAUGAAGAGGAACCUAAGGUGAUUACUACACAGGAUAUGGCUGAAGUUAAUAGUAAGAAGCGUUCUGCAGAACAGGCUGAGUUGGAAAAUAGGGAACAAGUGGAGGCUGCUAAUGAAACGCAUCAAGAUAUUACAAUGACAAGUCUGAAUCAGGACGUAUUAAUGUGA
This is a messenger RNA of Naumovozyma castellii, 1368 nucleotides long. It is a transcript of the gene FKH1, whose product is annotated as forkhead family transcription factor FKH1. NCBI's taxonomy places the organism in Eukaryota, Fungi, Ascomycota, Saccharomycetes, Saccharomycetales, Saccharomycetaceae. Bases 1 to 1368 code for a protein of 455 amino acids. The transcript has a single exon. The record is from RefSeq and is a predicted model, not a curated record.